This is a messenger RNA of Owenia fusiformis, 976 nucleotides long. Lineage: Eukaryota; Metazoa; Annelida; Polychaeta; Sabellida; Oweniidae. The record is from the annotation of a GenBank genome assembly.
AAGUAACGUGAAAUAACAGCAUUAGGUCGAGUUCAUUUGACUACCUCUACCGCGGCUCUGGAAAUUUUUACCGUGAGUAAUUUUCCCUUCAAAAUUUACUCUUACAAUGUAACCAUAGUCAUGUGUCUGUUAUUUUUCAGAUAACAUCACUUCAGCAGAGACACUAUAUAAGACAGUACGUGUACUUUGCUGGAUCAUGACUAGUCCAAAGAAUCUGAAAAGUAAGGCUCAGCAUGUCAGGGCCACCUGGGCAAAACGCUGUAAUAUCGUUAUCUUCAUUAGCUCUGAGACAAAUAAUGAUUUCCCAACUGUGGGGGUUAAUACAACUGAAGGCAGGGGACAUUUAACUGCUAAAACAAUGCAGUCAUUCAAAUACUGCUGGGAUAACUAUAGGGACCAAGCUGAUUGGUUCCUCAAAGCUGAUGAUGAUACGUUCGUGAUUGUAGAAAACUUGAGAUAUUUACUAUCAGCUUAUAAACGGACAGAUCCUAUAUUCUUUGGACAUAAGUUUAAAACAAAUGUAAAACAAGGUUAUUUCAGCGGUGGUGGAGGUUAUGUGUUAUCUCACGAAGCCUUAAAACGAUUUGCUGAGAAAGGAUUGAAAAAUGCAACACAUUGUCCUCCAGAUGGUGGCUCAGAAGAUGUACAGAUGGGAAAGUGCAUGGAGUAUCUGGGGGUCGUCGCGGGAGAUUCAAGAGAUGCUAUGGGACGUAGUCGCUUCCAUUGUUUCACCCCUCAUACUCAUCUAAAUGGAGACUACCCUGCUUGGUACUAUAAUUACGAUGCUUAUGGAGCUAAAUAUGGUCCAGGAAACAUCAGCGACUAUGCAAUUUCAUUCCACUAUGUUGACCCGAAAAUGAUGUACCAUAUAGAAUUCUUCACGUAUCACCUGCGUCCAUAUGGCAUCAUCACUGGCAGCCAGGACCUCAAUGCCAAAACAAGUCUGAAGUUUGACAAUCCGAUUCAUGAGACUUAG